AAAGCGUGUGCGAUUGCAGUGAAAAGUUUUGUAGCAGUCUUGGCGGAGGUAAAGAUGUUAACUCUGGUGUUUACCAGCGUUUUAGCAGGACUACUGGCUCUGCUUCUCUGCCAAAGAAUGACUUAUCGCUUCUUCUGGGUGGAUUUGAUGUAUUACUUGAAACUUCGGAGGUACGGAAAGGCAUUGCAGGCUCGUAUGCAGCAAGGAAUCGUCACAUACCUCGACUGUUUUCUGUACCAGGCGAGGAAUAACCCGAAGAAACCCUUCAUCAUCUUCGAAAACCAGACUCUGACAUACCAGGAUGUGGACAGGAGAAGUAACCAGUUUGCGAACGCGCUCAGGACGGAGGGCUCUUUGAAACAAGGAGACAUUGUUGCACUGUUGAUGUUUAACGAACCAGACUUUAUUUGUGUGUGGCUGGGACUGUGUAAACUGGGAUGUGAAGUCGCCUUUCUUAACGUCAACAUCAAACCCAAAUCUCUGCUUCACUGCAUUCAGAGUUGUGGGGCCGGGACCCUUGUUGUUGGCGCAGAUUUCGUGUGUAUGGUGGAAGAAGUGCUGCCUGAUCUGAAGAGGGACAACAUGGCUAUGUGGGUGGUGGAUUACACAUCACCCUCCAAGGAUUUUAGCAGUUUAUUAGAUAAAUUGGAACACAUGUCUGGAGAAACCUUAAGUGACCUUCCUAAAGUUCACUUCAUGUCAAACUUUCUCUUCAUUUUUACUUCAGGCACCACAGGUGUCUCCAAGGCAGCCCGCGUUGGUCAUUUGAAAGCCAUUUUGAGUAUGGCCUUCUUUCAAAUGUGUGGAGCCACAUCUGAUGACAUCAUCUACAUCACACUUCCUCUUUACCACAUGUCUGCUUCCUUGUUAGGGAUCGGAGGAUGCAUACACCUUGGUGCAACAUGUGUGUUAAAAAAGAAGUUUUCUGCCAGUCAGUUUUGGAAGGACUGUGUGAAACACAAUGUGACUGUGGUGCAGUACAUAGGAGAGCUCUGUCGAUACUUGGUUAACCAUCCCAAGGUUCCAGAGGAGAGAGCUCACAGUGUUUGGUUGGCAGCAGGAAGUGGUCUCAGGUCAGAUGUUUGGAAGGAGUUUGUCAAACGCUUUUGUGGGAUCAAGAUCAGAGAGGGUUACGGCUUGACUGAGGCCAGCAUUGGCUUCCUCAACUACACAGAUGAGGUUGGACCGAUUGGGAGGGCAAGCUUUUUCAACAAGCUUUCUAUGCCCUUUGAGCUCCUGCGAUAUGAUCCACAAACUUAUGAGCCAGUCCGAACAAACUCUGGAAGAUGCAUUCAAGCAAAAAUAGGAGAGGCAGGGAUCCUGGUAGCUCCUCUGUCAGCUAUGAACCAGUUCCUGGGUUAUGCUGGGAAUAAGGUCCAGUCUGAAAAGAAGCUGCUCAGAGAUGUUUUCAAAGCCGGGGACGUCUAUUUCAACACUGGAGACCUCUUGCUCCGUGAUCACGGGGACUUUCUUUACUUCCAUGACCGCAUUGGAGACACCUUCAGGUGGAAAGGAGAGAAUGUUUCUACCACAGAGGUGUCUGAGGUUUUAGGUCUUCUUGCUUUUAUCCAGGAGGCCAGCGUCUAUGGAGUCGCCAUACCAGGAUAUGAAGGUCGAGUAGGUAUGGCUGCCAUCGUCCUAAAACGGGAUCACACAUUAAAUGGAACAAAACUCUACAAUCAUUUAGUAAAAACUCUUCCUGCAUAUGCCUGGCCGUGGUUUCUCAGAAUACAGACAUCUCUGGAUGUGACAGAGACCUUCAAGCAACAGAAGGUGAAGCUGGUCCAGGAGGGUUUUAAUCUGGAAGUCACCCAGGAUCCUCUUUAUUUCUUAGAUGUCUCUCAGAAGGACUAUAUUCCCCUGACUGUAUCUCUAUAUGAAGACAUUGUGUCUGGAAAGAUCAAUUUAUAAACAUUUUAGGAUGAGUUAAUGCGGAAGUACUGUCAUUCACAUUAUAUCGAAGGAUACGCUAAAGAUAAUCCAUGAUGUAGCUACAUUUCAAUUUGUCUGUACUUUUCAUCAUGAAACUGCAAACUUUCCCCUGCAAAAAAAAUUUAAGUAAAUUCAAUUACUGAUGUCAUUUGUGGGAUUCAAGCCCAGGAUUGGAACAAGUUUUGUGUAAAAAUGUUAACCACAGCUAUCACACUAAUAAUAAAUGGGCACAAAAAAAAUAGGGUUCUACCAUUUCGCGGUUUGAACCCUAAUAAAAGCAGAA
Molecule: messenger RNA, 2215 nt
Organism: Micropterus dolomieu (smallmouth bass)
Lineage: Eukaryota; Metazoa; Chordata; Actinopteri; Centrarchiformes; Centrarchidae
Product: long-chain fatty acid transport protein 6
Exons: 10
Coding region: 55-1911 (618 amino acids)
Molecular function (GO): long-chain fatty acid transmembrane transporter activity; long-chain fatty acid-CoA ligase activity
Source: RefSeq, a predicted model, not a curated record